AUGCCUCCUGGACGCCCCACAGCCGCCCGCCAACGCCUUGUGGCCCAAGAAAACGACGAGAACAGCACUUCAACGCGUUUAACACGAGCCAAGGCCGCUGCUCUUACCGUUGAUGAAUUGUCCAUGCCUUCCAAGACAGCCCUCCAGACAAAGAAGACCACGACCAACGUGACAAACGCAGCUGGAACACGAAGACGCGCCGCGUUGGGUGAUGUCAGCAAUGUGGGCAAGAAUGAUGUCGUAGAGGGCAAGAAGCCCGCUGCGGGCAAGGCCAGUCUCGUUUCCAAGACUGCUCAACCUUCGCGUGUCCAGAAGAGCACACGUCCCAGCAGCCGUGUCGCGUUAGCCGCCAAGGAGAACAAGCCCGCCGUCGAGCCCAAGAGGAAUGGUUCGGGAUCUGGUACCAUUAAGAGGAAGAACGUCUCUACAUCCAACAACCGGGAGGAUUCCGUCACAACAGACGAGGCCGAACUUGCCCGAAAGAAGACACACGGUCCUGACUCCGAGAAGCGACAGAAGAUUGAGAAAGCCGAGCCAGCUCCCUUUGAAGCGCGACCCAUUCCUGACCUCGAUGGCGAGGAUGUUGAUGACCCUCUCAUGGUCGCCGAGUACGCCACAGAAAUUUUCGAGUACUUGCGGGAUCUCGAGGUCUCCUCCGUCCCCAACCCCCAGUACAUGUACCAUCAGGACGAUCUCGAGUGGAAGACGCGCGGUAUUCUCAUCGAUUGGCUCAUUGAAGUCCACACCCGCUUCCACCUUCUUCCUGAGACACUCUUCCUCGCCAUCAACAUCAUUGACCGUUUCCUAUCAGAGAAGGUCGUUCAGCUCGACCGACUUCAGCUGGUUGGUAUCACCGCCAUGUUCAUUGCAUCCAAGUACGAAGAGGUUCUAUCGCCACACGUUGAGAACUUCAAGCGCAUCACCGAUGAUGGCUUUAGCGAGGCUGAGAUUCUGAGCGCGGAACGCUUCAUCCUGAGCACACUCAACUACGAUCUCAGCUACCCCAACCCCAUGAACUUCCUCCGCCGGGUAUCAAAGGCAGACAACUACGACAUCCAGACCCGCACUGUCGGCAAGUACCUGAUGGAGAUUAGCUUGCUUGACCACCGCUUCCUCGCCUACCGCCCCAGCCAUGUUGCCGCAGGUGCCAUGUACCUAGCCCGUCUGAUGCUUGACCGUGGUGAAUGGGAUGAGACACUUGCUUACUAUGCUGGCUACACCGAGAUGGAGGUCGAGCCUGUGGUUCACCUCAUGGUGGACUAUCUCGCCCGUCCAGUCUGCCACGAAGCAUUCUUCAAGAAGUAUGCGAGCAAAAAGUUCCUCAAGGCUUCGAUCCUUGCACGAACUUGGGCAAAGAAGAGCGCUGCCGCCUUUGGCCUGACAGAUCUCGAUCUCAGCCUCGAUCAAAUCUCAUGA
This is a messenger RNA of Clonostachys rhizophaga, 1416 nucleotides long. The record is from the annotation of a GenBank genome assembly. Lineage: Eukaryota; Fungi; Ascomycota; Sordariomycetes; Hypocreales; Bionectriaceae.